This is a messenger RNA of Suillus discolor, 1166 nucleotides long. RefSeq lists its product as uncharacterized. The annotation marks the transcript as partial. NCBI's taxonomy places the organism in Eukaryota, Fungi, Basidiomycota, Agaricomycetes, Boletales, Suillaceae. The transcript is spliced from 2 exons. The record is from RefSeq and is a predicted model, not a curated record.
GAUAACCGCAACCUCAUCUACGAUUCGACGCACAACUAGUAUGCAUCAGGCUCUACUUGUCCCCGAAGUUGUCUUGCAUAUCUUUGCGCAUGUAAAUGAAAUCGAGCAACCAUCAUAUACAUAUGCCGCGAGACCAUUGUCUCGACGAACUCUUGCAGCGCUUGCAACCACAUGCAAAACCUUCUACGAGCCUGCAAUGGAUUUUCUUUGGUCUGACAUGAAUACGUUACUACCACUGCUGGGCUGUGUAACGAGGUUGCAUCCAAUGAUAUACCCUACAACACAGCAAUCCUGGUCUCGGGGCAUUGAGCCACUAUCUGAGCUCGAGCGCAGUCAAUUUCUCCGUCAUUCCUGCCGUGUGCGCACCAUGAGCGUGUCAUCUGAUGAUGAUUUUCACCUCGUUCGUUCGUUCUCCUACGACACAUGCGUGUUUCCAAAACUGCUUUCAUUGUCCUGGGUGAUUAUAUUCACAAGAUACUUGCGCUUCUUCCUGUCUCCUACGCUGCGUAGCUGUUAUAUCGCGAUAGUUCAACCAGAUUUAGCUCGGCAUUCUAUCGGGACCCGCUGCCCUGCUCUGGAGGGCUUGGAUAUCGUGACAAUGGGGGCCGUGGCACAGGCUCCACAUCUGUCUGAAACCAUCCGUUCAUGCAAGGCGCUCGUACGUCUGCAAUGUCCCCCGCUGAACUCGGCAGCAUGGAAGCACCUCUCCACUGUCCCUACCCUUCUUAAUAUGUCGAUAUAUCAAGAAAGCUUUUCGGGUUCCCUGUCCAGAUUGGACACGCACAAUCUCAGUUUUUCAACUUUCCUCAACGUUACGACUCUUCGUUUCUGUGGUGCACCAAUCACAGACGUCAUCGCAGUCAUACAACAUUCAGAAUUCCCCUCGCUAAAAAAAUUUGAGUUGGUCGACCAGAUUUUACCUGGGGCAGAACUUCUACCGCUUUUACGAGCGCUGUCACAGUGCAAAGCAUGCGAUACCCUUGAAAACAUUGCCAUUUCCGACGAUGAUCCAGAAGUUGAUGAGCCCUCAGCCGACUCUUUUGAAGUGACUAGGGAGCUUCUUUGUUUCACGCAGCUGCGAUCCCUUCGGCUUUAUGUUCAUUGCUCCAUCAACCCUGAUAACGUCUCUCUUUUCGAAGCCAUGUCAAGUUGGCCCCAGAUCCGCA